AUAAUGAAAUAGUCAAAUAUUGCCACUUGCCACCACGACGAGCACACCAUUACCGCCAAAGUUAUGUAUAUAAUAUAAUUACAGUUAGCUCAAUACUAACCACCAUAAUGAAAUAGUCAUUAUAUGAUCACCACGAGCUCACCAUUACCCACCAUAAUUGUAUAUAGAGAUACAAAUAUUUAUGAUAAGACCAUGCACCAUAGUCUUGAAGCAGACAAUGGAGCUUCUUCCUUUAUUUGCAGCGAUACAAAGAACACCACGAGUUGCACUUACAUUAUCAUUUGUUCUAUUUACCCUCACAAUAGUCCCUGCCUUAUAUUCUCUCCUAGCCAAUCCAACCUUACCUCUACUGAUCUCAUCAUCCGAGACUGAUGGCCCCUUUCCAUCGGAUCAUGUGCAUCUCAGUCCUCUGAAUUCUCCAUCUUUUCGGACUCUUUCACCUGUGAAUAGUCCCAUUCCUGCUCCACCAUAUCAUACAAGACAUCAGAAGUCUUCAUUCAAUUCAUCCCCAGUCACAACGUCAACAUUAAGGACGCAGAUCAGAGAUGAUGAGCAGAGGUGUGAUCUUUUCAAAGGGGAAUGGAUACCAAACGAAGAAUCACCAUACUAUAACAACGCGACUUGCUGGGCGAUACAGGAGCACCAGAACUGCAUGAAGUUCGGGAGACCGGACACCGGGUUCAUGAGAUGGAGGUGGAAGCCGGACGGCUGCGACCUCCCCAUCUUUGAUCCUAAUGAGUUUUUAGAAAUGGUUAGAGGCAAAUCCAUGGGGUUUGUUGGUGAUUCCAUUAGCAGAAACCAAGUCCAGUCUCUCUUGUGCCUUCUCUCUAGGGUGGAAUAUCCUGAAGACAUUUCUUCUUCACCAGAUAUAGCUUUCAAAGUAUGGAACUACACAUCCUAUAACUUCAUUCUACAUGUCAUGUGGUCACCGUAUCUAGUGAAGACUACUAAACCUGACCCUACAGACGCCAAGUCCAACUUCUUUAGUCUAUACCUCGACCAGUAUGACACCAAGUGGACGAGUCAGAUCAACCAGCUUGACUACCUGAUUAUAUCAUCAGGCCACUGGUUUUACCGGCCUCUUAUUUUCUACGAAAACGAAAAACUCUCCGGAUGCCAAUACUGUUCGUUACCAAACACAACUGAGUUGCCUUUGCACUAUGGAUACACGAAGGCUUUAAGAACAUCUCUAAGAGCUAUACUCGAGAAUUUCACUGGUUUGGCAAUUUUGAGGAGUUUUUCUCCUCAGCAUUUUGAAGGUGGGCCGUGGAACAAGGGAGGGGACUGUGCAAGGACACGACCAUACAGAAGAAACGAGACGAUACCCGAAGUUUCAGAUCUCAAGAUUCACGACAUUCAACUGGAGGAAUUUAGAGCUGCAGAAGAAGAGAUGGAGAAGAAGAUGGGUUUGAGACUGAGGCUGAUGAACACGACGCAAGCAAUGCUACUUCGACCAGAUGGGCAUCCUGGGAGAUAUGGCCAUCUCCAGACUGAAGAGGUGAGUUCAAGAAAUGAUUGUAUCCAUUGGUGCCUGCCUGGACCGAUUGAUACUUGGAACGAUAUUUUGCUGCAAAUGAUGAAGACAGAAAAAUAAAAACCAU
Messenger RNA from Brassica oleracea var. oleracea, 1601 nucleotides. RefSeq names its product protein trichome birefringence-like 21. Gene Ontology annotation, cellular component: Golgi apparatus. Gene Ontology annotation, molecular function: O-acetyltransferase activity. The record is from RefSeq and is a predicted model, not a curated record. The transcript has 3 exons. Bases 182 to 1594 code for a protein of 470 amino acids. Lineage: Eukaryota; Viridiplantae; Streptophyta; Magnoliopsida; Brassicales; Brassicaceae.